CCCUGAGUGAAAACAGCUGAAGAGCCAGUGGAUUUCUUUUGCUUGAUUUUUAUUUUUGUGCGUCAUUCAGUGGCUGAAUGGCGUGGGACAGGUGUAAUCAGGAUUCUGUGUGGCGAGAAUUCGAGUGUGCUGCCUUGGUUGGUGAAGACCAGCCUCUCUGCCCUGACCUCCCAGAACUUGACCUAUCAGAAUUAGAUGUCAGUGACCUGGAUGCAGAUAGUUUUCUGGGUGGACUCAAAUGGUACAGUGACCAAUCAGAAAUCAUUUCCAGUCAGUAUGGCAAUGAAGCAUCAAACCUGUUUGAGAAGAUAGAUGAUGAAAAUGAGGCCAACUUGCUGGCAGUGCUCACAGAGACCCUGGACAGCAUCCCGGUGGAUGAGGACGGAUUGCCUUCCUUCGAGGCCCUGGCAGAUGGGGACGUGACCAAUGCCAGCGACCAGAGCUGUCCCUCCACGCCUGACGGCUCGCCCCCUACCCCGGAAACCGAGGAGCCAUCUCUACUGAAGAAACUCCUGCUGGCACCUGCUAACUCGCAGCUCAGCUAUAAUCAAUACACAGGUGGCAAGACACAAAACCAUGCAGCCAGCAACCACAGGAACAGACCAACACCUGCUGUCGUCAAGACGGAGAACCCCUGGACCUGCAAGCCGAGGGGCGGCUGUUCGCAGCAGAGCCGGCCAGUGAGACGCCCCUGCACCGAGCUGCUCAAGUACCUCACGUGCGGCGAGGACGACGUCCCGCACACCAAAGCCUGCGAGCCCAAGAGCGCCCGGGGAGGGGGCAGCACCGGCAGGGACAAGAGCGGAGGUGUCUGCCCGUCCUCUUCCUCGUCCUCCGCCUCGCCGUCAUCCUCCUCCACCUCCUCCUUCUCCUCUCUGUCCUCCACCUCCUCCUCCACCUCCUCCUCCUCCUCCUCCAAGAAGAAGCCGGCUCCUGCGGGGCAGCCGCCGGCGCUGUGCCAGCCCCUCCAGCCCCAGCCUCCGCAGCAGCAGACCCAGCGAGGUGAGCGCCAGGCUGGGGCCGGGUGUUGUGUGGCCGCUGUGGGUGCCGGGGAGUGGAGAGGGUGCGUUCGCGGGGCCGGCGCCGAGGGACCCGGGUCCGAACCCACGGCACCUGCUCCUCCCGUCCCCCCGGCCCGUAGGAACGGCCGCGCCAAUGCCCCCCCCACACUGGAGCGCAGGCCGUCCAGUGGAGAAGGAGGGCCGCCAGGUCCGCAGCCGGGCCUGGACGCCGGGCGCCUGGCAGCCGCUAGGUUCGUUAGGUACAUGCAUUCUUACUCUCUCCCUCCUAGAGAGAUGGGUCAGUCAGGCAGCUGUGGCCGUUGCCGUGAGGAGGGAGGCGUUUCGGCUAGCGGACGCCCGGGCGGGGCCAGGCACACGCAUUCGCAAACCGCGGCCGCCGUCCCGACAAAGGGGGAGGCAGGGCACCCUAUUCUCAGCCGGCUGCUGUUGUCCAAGCGUAAGCCCGCCCAUCGCCACGGUAACCGGCACCCAGCUGUUCUCUCCCGCACCGGCGGGGGCACCUGUACGGCAACCGCCCCCUCGGCCCCCAGAGGCAGUAGGCCUUCGGUGCGGGCCGCCGAGAGAGGUCUCAAAGAGACGUGGGCGGCAGGUCGCCGGGGCGAAAGACCGGUCAGGUGGCCCGCUCAAGAACUCCCCGCUCCUAUAGUGACCGCGGGGCACUGCGGCAGUGAGCCCGGGGCGGGGCUGCAGGCGGGCUGGCUGGAGGCCCCCGUGGAGCAGGCUGGUUGUGUUGGGGACGAUGUCGCUGAAGACGUGUUGGGCAGCCCCAUACCGUGGCCCCAGGCACCCCAGAGCCCCCUCUUCCCAGACCCUGUUAUUCCAGUAGGAGGCCUCAACCUCUCCGUCACACAAGAGCAGCACCUACACAGACAGGCACUCUGCGAGCCCCCUGACGGCUGGGUCCUUCCACUGUUAGCCAAACCAACCACCUUGCCACUUCCUUUGACCCCAGAGUCUCCAAAUGACCACAAGGGAUCACCAUUUGAGAACAAAUCCAUUGAACGCACAUUGAGUGUGGAGCUGUCUGGAACCCCAGGUUUGACACCACCGACCACGCCUCCUCACAAAGCCAGUCAAGAGAACCCUUUCAAAACAUCGAUCAAAACCAAGCUGUCCUCAUGCACCUCGUCGACCCUGGCGAAAAAAGCGCGUCUGGACGAGCCCCCCUCCUGCGCGCUGAAGAGGGGCCCCGAGCAGACUGAGCUGUACGCCCAGCUGAGCAAGGUGUCGGCCCUGCCCCCCGGGGGGCCCGAGGGGUGCCCGGGCAAGCGGGGCGCCCCACGCGCUUUCGGCGACCACGACUAUUGCCAGUUCAUGAGCACAAAACGCCACCUCUCCUCCCUGGGUCUCUCGCUCGGCUGUCUGGAAGGCAGGCCCCUGGAAUGCUGGGACGCGACCGCGCCUUCUUCCUCCUCCUCCUCCUGCUGGUCUUCCGCCCCUCCCUCUUCCUCCUGCUGCCCCUCGUUGGCGGGACAGUCGCAGGGCGUUUCCCCUGUGGAGCCCGAGCCCGCCCUGACCGGGGCCGGGCAGAACCAGGGUCACGCUCCACAGGCCGGGCCUCCGCCCGACGCUAACGCUAACGCUAACGCCGGCGAGCCCGGCAGGAGGAAGCUGCUCCGUGACCAGGAGAUCAGGGCGGAGCUCAACAAGCACUUCGGGCACCCCAAGCGGGCCGUGUACGGCGAGGAGAAGCCGGCGGGGGGGGCCGUCCCUCGGCCCGAGGAGAGGGCAUCCGGGGACGAGUGCCACUGCAAGCUGCCGGGAUACGUGCGCCCGGGCCUGCCCCUGGAGGACGGCGAGGACGAACGCGAGCGCUUCCCCUACCCCUGGGAGGGCUCCCACCUGGACCUGCUCCUCCAGGGCUCCCCGUCCUGCUCGCCGUCCAGCUGCUCGCCGUCGCGGAGCUCCGUCUCCCCUCCCUCCUCGCUCUUCUGCUCCGCUCAGCGCUUCCUCUGGCCCCGCUCCCGCUCCCGCUCCCGCUCCCGGUCCCGGUCCGCAUCCUUCCGCCGGCGGCGUUCCCACUCCCGGUCCCCCUUCUCCCGCUCCCGGUCCCGGUCUCCCGCCAGCCGCUCCGCUUCACGGUCUCCUCAGUAUGUGGACUCCAGCACGUGCAAGUCCAGAGCUCCCAAGAGUCCACACACACAAUCCGGAUCCCACUCUAGAUCCCCUUUCAGUCGCAGGCCAAGGUACGACAGCUACGAGGAAUACCAGCACGAGCGCCUGAAGAGGGAGGAGCACCGCCGCGACCACGAGAAGCGGGAGUUGGAGAGGGCCGAGCAGAGGGAGAGGCAGAGGCAAAAAGCAAUAGAGGAGAGACGGGUGGUGUAUGUGGGGAGACUGCGCUCCGACAGCACUCGAACCGAGCUCAAGAGGCGCUUUGAAGUCUUCGGCGAAAUCGAGGAGUGCGCGGUGAACCUGAGAGACGACGGGGACAAUUUUGGCUUCAUCACCUACCGAUACACUUGUGACGCCUUCGCUGCUCUUGAGAACGGACACACCUUGCGCAGGUCUAACGAGCCUCAGUUUGAGCUGUGCUUUGGUGGAAGAAAGCAGUUUUGCAAGUCAAAUUACACAGACUUGGACUCCCAUUCUGACGACUUUGAUCCGGCCUCCACUAAGAGCAAGUACGACUCCAUGGAUUUCGACAGCUUGCUCCAGGAGGCCCAGCGUAGCCUGAAAAGGUAACCAGCGUCACACCUGCCAUUGACAGAGGGGAUUCGCUAUACCUCACAGAUGUUCCUUUGACUACGAGACUAACUACCAGAAGUUUUACACUCUAUGUAUGAAAAAAGAUAAUAUAUAUCUAUAUAUAUAUAAAAAAAUAUAUAUAAAAGCAAAGUUUACAUGAACAUAGCUGCUGAGAAGCUGAAGGAAGCAGACAUUAUGAAUGGGGAUUUUCUUCCCAACAGUGCACAUUCACUCUGUGUGCUUUACCCUGUACUGUCUAAUGGAUAAUCUUCCUCGUUUGAAUACACUAGCAGAUCUUUUACUGGUGAUAACGUGCAGCUUGUUCAGUUAUUUUUGUUUGUUUGUUUGUUUGUUUGUUUGUUUGUUGUAUUUUUUUAAUCUGAUGUUUGGAUGUGGUGUUACAUUAAUAAUAAGCAUUGGGGGAAAGGCUAUAUAUGGGUGUCCAAGAUUGAUUGUUGUCUACUUUUUUGGCAAAACUGUAGUCACGUAUUUACAGAUAUUAUUAAAUGGAGUAUUUUUAUUUUGUGUACAUAUCUGACAAAGUUCUUUAUUUGUUACAGCUAUGCACUGUAAAAUGCAGCCUUCUUUUUAAAUGAUGCUGAAAUUUUCUUAAUUAAGAAUGUUGUAGUUAAAAUUACGUAAAGAAAAUACUGUACACCUACAUUUAGAUGACGUGAUAUGAUUGUAAAAAUGCAUAUGAAGAUGGGUUGUUCUUUUGGGGAGCACCUGAACAGAUUUCUUUUUUAAAGUUUAUUUUGGUGAAACAAAUGUUGUUACCCAUGUAUAGUUUAAUCUGUUUUUAAAGUUUCUCAAUCAGUGUUUUCCUUAUACAACCAAUGUAAAAUACAUUUUUAACGUCUUUUUUCAUGAUUGUAUAUAAGAACUUCCUUUUGCAUUUUUUUCUUAAUUCUAAAAUGAUCUAUAGCCAUCACUUUUUUGAGUCAGAUUACCCAUUUUCACGGUACACCAAUGAUUUGUUUCUCUCAGACCACUUCUAUGGAAAACAGACUCUUCUGUUAAACAGAACAUUAACUUUCCCUAUUUUUUUCUGAACACUAUUUAUCUAUUUAUUUGAAUUCAAAUAUUUAUACAGUCUCCAGCACAUGUGGAGCAUGUAGCACACUAUUUAUUCAAUUAUUUAAUUUUGUUAAAUCAGCGGGGAAGGUGGGUAAACAGUGAACUAAUGUUAUCAUGAAAAAGAUUUUCUAAGCCUUUCAGAAAUAAUCAAAUGAUUUAAAUAAUUAUUCAACUUUAUAAAACAUGCUGCUCCUAGUUUGUGAUUUCGUUCAAUAAAACCUGCUGUCCCCAACUAUAAAAAAUGAAAUCCCAAGUCAUGUCUCAUUUUUAUAAUUAAAUCAUCAUAAAGCAAUAAAAUUAUUUCACAGGUACUUUACUGACCUAUUCUAAUCUGUAACUAUUCCACACAUGCUUGAUUAUGUGAAUGCCAAACAAAGGUUUACAUUUUUUUCUUGAAUUUUUAAAUCUUGUAUUUGUUGUAAAAAAAAUAAUAAUAAUUUAAAAAAUAAUAAUAAUAAUAAUAUACUAUUGACUCUUCAUAAUAAGAAUUGUUUGAGAAACAUAAAUAAGAAUAAUGGAAAAAAAAAAACAACAUUAAAAAGAAGCAAUAAAUUAUUUUUCAAAAAUUGUAUUUUAGCUCAUAAUGUUGUGUGGUUUUGGACCAGACUCAUUACCCAGCUGCUCACAAAAUGUCCACUCCUGGGUCUUAGCACAGUGUAUCUUUUCCUGACUUUGGCUAUGUGAUAAUAAUAAUAAUAAUAAUAUUAAUAAUAAUAAUACAUAUUUAAACUCUGUAUUUUUGUGGGUGUGUGUGUCAGAGAGAGAGAGAGAGAGAGAGAGAGAUGCCAUAAGUUACAUUUUCUACUUAUACUCUACAGUACUUUGCCUUUGUAAGCAAAGUCAGCAUAACUCCAAAAGCAAACCAAAUUCAUAUCUAACUAUACCUAUAUGCUUAUCUGCUGUACUGAGAAAAUAAGGUAUGGCAUAUUUUUGGCUCUUCUCCAUUUGCUGCACUGUGAAGUGCAGAUACCAUGGCACCAUCAGAGUGACAUAAAAGGUAACCUUGUGAUUUCUGGUUCAAUUAAUGUCCAAUUUAUACUGAGAACCAGGUAAUGACAAUACCAGCUUAUAUCAGAGGAGGUGAAGGCUUUCAUAUUAAAGCUUGUUGUUCACAGACCAGCUGUCAAGAAGUAUGAUUGCAUAGAUGAAACCUUUUAUUUUCAACAGACAAAGUCAGUUAAAUUAAAAGACGGAAAAACUUUACCUAUAUUUAUAUCUUUCCUGUGUCUAGAGCGUGGGUAAUGGGGUCAUGUCCCAUUUGGUAGAUGUGGCUUUAAUCAUUGUAAUAUAAAAUCUGCUUUGUAAAUUGCCUAGAGUAGCAAUAUAAUAUAACUCCUGAUGAUUCUAAAUUUGAACUGCGUGGCAGACCUUUUAAUAAUGUGAAAUACAGAGGAAUAUGGCACUGCUUUAACGUUGUGGGUGAUCAUGUUUCUUUUGGAAGGACAAUACAUGGGGAUUUGUGUUGUCUGUCUGUGUCCUAUCCACGUUGCCUUCUGCCAACUCCUUACCAAUGCCUUUGUGGUUCUACCUAUUGUAUGAAUUUCUUGUGAAUUUUAUUUUUUAUGUGCAAUUCUCAUCAGCGUCACCAAGCCAAUAAAGGGAAACGUUUCA
This is a messenger RNA of Conger conger (European conger), 6398 nucleotides long. RefSeq names its product peroxisome proliferator-activated receptor gamma, coactivator 1 alpha (gene ppargc1a). Gene Ontology annotation, cellular component: nucleus. Gene Ontology annotation, molecular function: RNA binding; transcription factor binding. NCBI's taxonomy places the organism in Eukaryota, Metazoa, Chordata, Actinopteri, Anguilliformes, Congridae. The record is from RefSeq and is a predicted model, not a curated record. The coding region runs from base 78 to 3707 and encodes 1209 amino acids. Gene Ontology annotation, biological process: positive regulation of transcription by RNA polymerase II. The transcript has 13 exons.